GUUGAGGACUGCUCAUGGAUGCGGUGAGCGGUUGCGAGUUGGGAGGCUGGCAUGAGUUUGUUUGUCAUGGUCUUCGUGUGUGUGUCAUCUCGCAGCUGAAGUCUGAGGCGGCGGGCAUCGAGCACAGCCUGGACCAGUUGCUGCAACUGCAGUCAAAGGUGAGCAUGAAGAUACACGUGGUUGAGAAGCCCAUGUGCUCACACAGCUUGACUUCUGUGUGGUGUGGUUGUUGCAGGUUGGUGGCUGUCUGUCGCAGAUCAAGCAGCUGGAGCUGUCCAAUGACGGCCCUGCACAGGUCAGUCAGUCAGGGCUGUGUGGCCCGAUUGGUCGACUGACUUGUGGUCUUUUUUGUCUCUUCUCAACACUGCAGGCGUCUUGUCAUGAGUCGUUGCGCCUUCAGCUGUCGCUGCUGGCCGGCCACUGCACGGCCUCUGUCAACCAGCUGUCGUGCUUGGCACCCGCCCUCUCCAGUGCCGUAGAUGCGCUCACACCAGUAGGGGACGCACCGCCUACCAUCAGCCCGGCAGCCGCAGCAACCGAUGGGCAGACAGAGGUGCGCACGAAGAAUGGCCACAACGGACUGUGCAUAAGGGGGUUCGCCUUUUACCUUGCUGUGGUGUGAUGUCA
Molecule: messenger RNA, 627 nt
Organism: Vitrella brassicaformis
Lineage: Eukaryota; Vitrellaceae
Source: the annotation of a GenBank genome assembly